CCUUGUUGUCACGGCGCCGUGCGGGGCUGGGGCUCUUCGCGCCGCCGUUGUUGCCGCCGCCGCCGCCGCCUCGGGCGCCCGGCAAGGAGCGGUUCCUUCGGCCUCGCCGCCCGCUCUCCCGGCGUGGGUGCGACGCCAUGGCCACCAGCACCACGGGCUCCACGCUGCUGCAGCCCCUCAGCAACGCCGUGCGCCUGCCCGUCGACCAGGUCAACUUCGUAGUGUGCCAACUGUUUGCCUUGCUUGCGGCUAUUUGGUUUCGAACAUACCUUCAUUCAAGCAAAACUAGCCCAUUUAUAAGACAUGUUGUUGCAACCCUCUUGGGCCUUUAUCUUGCACUUUUUUGUUUUGGAUGGUAUGCCUUACAUUUUGUUAUACAAAGUGGAAUUUCCUACUAUCUCAUGAUCAUUAUAGGAGUGGAAAACAUGCACAAGUAAGUUUUUAUUCUAAAGCAUAAUAAUAGAGAAAUGAAAGAAUGCUACUGUUGUGCUUCCUUGUAGCUGUGCAUUUAUGCUGCUUCUAGUUGUAGUGGAAUGCCCAGAUCUUUCAGUAUUUGAUUUCUGCUGUGAUUUUUUUUUUCCAGGAGGGAAAAUGGUUUAUCGGGUAUUUUUGCCUCCUUUUUGAACAUCUGAAGGUUGUGAUAAUUGGCAGUAUCCCCACUGAGACUGGGGAUAAUAGUGUUCUCAGCAUUCUGAUUUAUUUUUUGUCAUUAUUUAAUAAUGUUAGGUUUCUCAAAAAAAAUAAGAUAGUGAUACAAAUGUAUUUUGAUAACAUCUGUUGCUAGUAGAAGGAAGAUGUCUGUCUGAGGAGAUAUGUCAGUCUGCGAGAUAUAUAUUAAGGUACUGUUUGCCAUGCUCUUUAUUUUGUGAAAAAGCACAGAGCAACUGUUGUCUUAGACAAAAAUACCAUCAUAAAAUUAAAUAUGUAGGGCAUUAUUUGAGGUUUGCUUGAGCACACGAUUAGAUUAGCAGCAUCUGAAGCCAUGCAGAACAUUGCUUGUUUUUCUUUUUUAAAUC
Molecule: messenger RNA, 1016 nt
Organism: Phasianus colchicus (ring-necked pheasant)
Lineage: Eukaryota; Metazoa; Chordata; Aves; Galliformes; Phasianidae
Source: RefSeq, a predicted model, not a curated record